This is a messenger RNA of Colias croceus (clouded yellow), 3151 nucleotides long. RefSeq names its product inositol-tetrakisphosphate 1-kinase-like. Lineage: Eukaryota; Metazoa; Arthropoda; Insecta; Lepidoptera; Pieridae. The transcript is spliced from 6 exons. Gene Ontology annotation, molecular function: inositol-1,3,4-trisphosphate 6-kinase activity; magnesium ion binding; inositol-3,4,5,6-tetrakisphosphate 1-kinase activity. The record is from RefSeq and is a predicted model, not a curated record. Gene Ontology annotation, biological process: inositol trisphosphate metabolic process. Gene Ontology annotation, cellular component: cytoplasm. The coding region runs from base 190 to 1272 and encodes 360 amino acids.
AUCAAGACGUUUAUGAAUUUGUGAGUUCUAUUUUGUCAAUACUUUCGGUUACUGUUUUUUCCUCUUUAUUGUGAAAGAAAUACGGUAAUUGCCAAAACAAUCAGUGAUUUACAAAUUAGAUUGCUUCAAACAGUUUUUGAUAGGAAUACUGCGUCACCAUAUCCGUUUAAAACAUUAAUUUUUUACAAAAUGAGUGAAAAUAGUGGUUUGUAUAAGACAAUUGGUAUUUGGAUGUCAGAGAAAAAAAGUCACAAACUUAAUUGGAAGGAAUUAUUAAACGCUUGCACAACACAUGGCUAUAAAGUUGUAAAAUUAGAUUUAGAAAAACCUCUGGAAGAACAAGGUAAAUUGGAUGUUUUUCUUCACAAGCUAACAGAUAUAAUAGCAGCAGCUGAUCAAGGUGAUCCUAAAGCUUCAAGUAUUAUAGGAAGGGUGGAGCAGUAUUUAUCAAAUCAUCCAAAUGUUACAGUUAUAGAUCCAUUGAAUAAUGUGAGAAUACUCUUAAAUAGGUAUGGUUACUAUUCAAUAUUAGAAGAGGAGGUAUCACUACAAAACAUUGGUGUGUUUACACCAACAUUUGCUGAAUUCACAACUGCAAAUAUUGAACAAAAUAUAGAAAUUAUGAGACAAAGAGGUGUCACAUUCCCUGUCAUCUGUAAGCCAACUUUGGCUCAUGGGUCUAAAUCAGCUCAUGAAAUGGUUUUGGUAUUUAAUGAGAGAGGAUUGAAUGUUUGUAGGCCACCCUGUGUUGUACAAAGUUUUGUGAAUCAUAAUGCUGUUUUACAUAAGGUGUUUCUUGUUGGUAAUAGAUAUCACAUAUGUCAACGUCCAAGCCUUAAAAACUUUUAUGCGUCAGAUGAUUUAGACCCAAUUUUCUACAGCACUGGAGAAGUUUGUAAAGCAGACAGUCAGUCAACUCUCUCAAUAUUGGACCCACACGACAAACCGGAAUUAAGAAUGCACCCAAAUGAGGAUAAAAUAAAAUCCAUCAUAAAAGUGCUUAGGAAAAGAAUUGGCCUGCUCUUAGCUGGCUUUGAUGUUGUAAUCGACAAUGCGUCAGGUAAUCACGCUGUAAUAGAUAUAAACGUAUUCCCUAGUUACGAUAAUUUCCCCAAUUUCUUUAACCAUUUAUUGGAUUGUAUACAAGAUAAUGUUAGGGUAUGUAAUGACAGUAGUUUCGACGAUUGUGUCAAUAAUCACAGGCCUAAUGGCUUAAUUAAUAUAGGCGUUAACUCCGUUCAGUAUGGUGUAACUGGAAUGAAUAUCAAUUAGUGGCUAGUAUGAUAAUCGACUUGAAAAUUAUACAAAUUUAUUCAGUACCAAUUUAUUUAUCAAUGGACGUGUGAAUCUAUUAUAGUUUUAAUUCCAUAGAAUUAGGUUAAUAAGUUAUUCCAUGUAUUCUGUAAACCUAUAUUAAUUUGACCUAAUUAAUCCUCAUCAAAAUAAUCUCUCCAAUUUAUAAUAAACUGCAUGAUAUUAUUAUGUUAUUUAACAUUUGUGUAUGCAUUUUUAAUAUUGUCUAUUAAUGCUAGUUUGUAAGAAAAACACUAAGCAUCAUAAAUAAAGGUUGUUGGCACAUUUUACAUGCCAUUGCUGAGUAGGUAUUGUUUAUGUAUGUUUUAUGCUGCCAAAAUGAUAUUAUAGUACGAAGUACUUAUGAUAGAGAAUAUUGUAUUUGGUUUGUAGUGAGCUUUUACUAAUAGCAUUUAAUACAGCUAUUAUUGGUAUUAUGUGAUUUGUGAUAUAUAUCAUCUGUCUUGAGUAUGUAAAUCCUUACUCACUGAAAUUGUUAAAGGUUUAUGUUUGCUUUAGUUUUCAUUUUUUUAAAUAAUUUUCUUCAUUUCACGCUCAAUAAUCUAUUAUGUAAUAUUUGUGGGAAAAUGGCAUGAAAAUGGAAAUAAAUAUGGAAAGUAUGUAAUGCAUUAUGAGGAAGAGUGAAUUGAAAACAUUUUGUAAAUUUUAUCUAAGUUCAAUCUGGAAGAAGGAAUUGACAUUUAUUUUCUUAUAAAUAUGUCAAAUAUUAAUUAUAAUCCAAUAUGGUUGGAUGAAAAGUAGACACAACCAUAUUUUAUAUAAACGGUAAUAUAUACAAUAGAAGCCAUUUCAAUAUUCUAAAUAGAUUAAUACAGAUUAUAAACAGAAUAUUACUACCGACAUUAGACUUAUUAACUAAUUCAGCCUUAUAUAUUAUGUGGCGUUUAAAUCGAGCAUUUAAAUCGAAUUUUCUUAAUUUUAUGACCACUAAAACUGUGUUCGUUGAAUUUGUAAAAUAUACAUGUACCUAGUAAUAUUUAAAAAUCUUAUGUGAUAUUGUCUAUUGAUAGAAUUAAGAACUCAACUCAUUGACAAGUAUCUUGCAAUUUUUGAUUAAAAAUAUUGAAACACUAAGGUAGAUAAAAUAGCAUACCUAUGCAUACAUAAUAAUAUGAUAAAAAAAUGUGAUUUAAUUUUAAAAAUAAAAUUAUUAUCGUUAUAUGUAUGAAUGAUAAAAGAAUACUCUAUAAUGUGUACUUAUGCUGUAAUUUUAGUUGGCAAGUUGGCAAGGCAAGUUGAUAUAAGCUAAAAGCUUUUAUUAGAUAUUGCAAUGUAUAGUGUAAAGAUAAUAUUCUGUUAAAUUAAAAUGCACCAAAUUGAUUGUGUUUCAAAAUUGUGUAAAUUAAUACUAAAACUUGCAUUGCAGUUAAAAUAGCGAAUAAGUAAACAAAUUUGGUGAAUAAAUACCUACUUAACAGAUACAGCUACUUCUAAGUUUAAGUAGGUACUAAAGUUGUUAUAAAACUACUAUUGAAAUCUAAUAAAAAUAAAUAUUCAUUAUUUUUAUAAAUCAUUGCUAAAAUAACAAACGAUUUUUCUCUCGUUGGUAUUCCAACCAAAAAUAUAUUUGGUAAUUUGUUCAAUAUGGAUCAGAGUGGUAUUAAAACAUUUUUAAAAAUAAACAUAGAUUCAGUGACCAAUAAAGACUGCCUCUUUACAAAGAAGUUGUACCAAAAAGGAAGGUUAUCGCUACACCAUGUCGCGACCGGGCCGUGCACGGCCGGGGCACGUCGUAGAAAUGUUAUUGAAGUGAAACUUCUUUAUCGGGGUUGGAAAAAAAAAUUAGUGUAACAUUUUUUCGUUACGCGUGACAUUUUUCCGUUACGCGCCAUCUUUU